Molecule: messenger RNA, 1944 nt
Organism: Zygosaccharomyces rouxii
Lineage: Eukaryota; Fungi; Ascomycota; Saccharomycetes; Saccharomycetales; Saccharomycetaceae
Gene: CIR2
Product: electron-transferring-flavoprotein dehydrogenase
Exons: 1
Coding region: 1-1944 (647 amino acids)
Biological process (GO): electron transport chain
Cellular component (GO): mitochondrial inner membrane
Molecular function (GO): electron-transferring-flavoprotein dehydrogenase activity; iron-sulfur cluster binding
Source: RefSeq, a predicted model, not a curated record
AUGUUGAGAUUCGCUAGAGGCUCUUUGCGACAGACAGUGAAAACUGGUGCUAAUGUUCUUUGUAAAAGAAGAACCGCUGGGUUAACUCCCAGGUUAAUGAAUCAACGGUAUUCCAUGAUGUUAUUGACAAAUCGUGGAUUCCACCACUCUUGUCAGUUAUGCAAAUCCGUGGAAUUACCUUUCCAAGACUUAUCUCCGGAGGAACAAGCAGUUUUAACUGAAGAAAGGGCCGUUGAUAAAGUAGAUGUGUGUAUUGUUGGUGGUGGUCCUUCUGGUUUGGCCACAGCUAUCAAACUGAAACAACUGGAUACGGAUGAGAGAUUAAGAGUUGUGGUGUUGGAAAAAAGUGGUGAUAUUGGUUCUCACAUUGUUUCUGGUGUUAUAAUGGACCCAAGAGCGUUAAGAGAAUUAUUUCCUGAAAGUGAAUACUACGAUGCAAAUGGCCAAGGCAUCCCACUACCGCCAGAUUUAGUGACUAAAGUUGUUAGUGAAGAUUUGAAGUAUUUUAUGGGUAAUCUAUCCUUUCCCGUACCUGCACCACCCCAAAUGCAAAAUAAGAAUAAAAACUAUGUGGGUUCUUUGAGCCAAGUUGCCGCCUACUUAGCUGAAAGAGCAGAAGAACUAGGUGUCGAAAUUUAUCCCGGUAUUGCAGUUUCCGAUGUCAUCUACAGUGAAGAUGGCCAGUCCGUUGUUGGUGUAGCGACAAAGGAUAUGGGUAUUUCAAAAUCUGGUAAACCAAAGGAAAGUUUCGAAAAGGGUAUGGAAUUCCAUGCAAGACAGACCGUUUUUGCAGAAGGAUGUCAUGGAUCAUUAUCAAAACAAGUUAUCAAGAAAUUUGAUCUACGUAAGGGCAGACAGAAUCAAUCCUAUGGUCUCGGUAUUAAAGAAGUUUGGGAAGUCAAACCGGAAAAUUUCAAAAAGGGUUUCAUUUCACAUACAAUGGGAUACCCAUUGUCUAAUGAUGUCUACGGUGGUGGAUUCCAAUACCAUUUUGGUGACAAUUUGGUCACCGUGGGGUUGGUCGUUGGUUUAGACUAUAAGAAUCCAUAUAUUUCACCUUACCAGGAAUUCCAAAAAUUGAAACAACAUCCAUACUACAAAAACGUUUUACUUGGUGGUAGAUGUAUAUCCUAUGCUGCUCGUGCCUUGAAUGAAGGUGGGUUACAAGCAGUACCUAAGUUGCAUUUCCCAGGUGGUGUUCUAGUUGGUGCAUCUGCAGGAUUUAUGAACGUUCCAAAGAUCAAAGGUACUCAUACUGCAAUGAAAUCUGGUAUGCUAGCGGCAGAAAAAAUGUACGAAGCAAUUUCGCCGCUGCCCUCUUUAGAAGAAUUGGAAGAGGCAGAAAAUGAACAGCUGUUGGAAAAACCAAUCGAUUUAGAAUCUUACGAAAAUGCUUUCAAAAACUCAUGGAUUUAUGAAGAAUUGUACUCUGUGCGUAAUAUAAGACCAUCUUUCAAUACCAGUUUGGGCGGCUAUGGUGGUAUGAUGUAUUCCGGUUUAGAUUCAUUCAUUCUCAAAGGUCGUACCCCAUGGACCUUUGGAUUCCACGAAUCGGAUGCAUCUGUUACAGAAAGUGCAGAUAAACAUAAACCAAUUCAAUAUCCAAAGCCUGACGGUGAGGUCACUUUUGACAUUUUAACGUCUGUAUCUAGAACCGGUACUUAUCACGAUGAAGACGAAAAAUGCCAUUUAAGAGUUCCUGAUCAAGAUUUACAAAAGCAUGCUGAAGCUGCUUACCCCAAAUACAAGGGAAUUGAAAAUAGAUUCUGUCCAGCUGGUGUUUACGAAUACGUCGAAGAUGAAAAUUCACCACUGGGAGUUAAAUUCCAAAUCAAUUCUCAAAACUGCAUUCACUGUAAAACCUGUGACAUCAAAGUUCCAACCCAAGACAUUAAUUGGGUUGUUCCUGAAGGUGGCGACGGUCCUAAAUAUUCCCUAACUUGA